UUAGUUUGCCAGGAGGGUGCGGUCCAAUGCUAUUGGGACCCAUUAUACGGUGAGGCAAACUUUUGAUUCGCAUUUCGGAUUAAUAUAUCUCGAUUUCCGUUUUGCCUGUAGAAGACACGCGAAUAAAGCAGCAAAAUCCUUUGGCGUUCAAGUUAUCUGUUGACAUGCGUGAAAGAAUGUAUCAGAAUGUGCAUAGUAUGAAAACAGUGCGCGUGAAAUCUCCUCACUCAACCACAACAUCAAGGAUCUAUCCGACACUUUUCUAUCACUUGAAAAUAUUUCCAGUCUUUUUCAAAUCCUUUAAGCCGCCUCUUUCUAUUCUUUGGUGAGAAUUUGAAGGCCGCAAUUUCUUUGCUCUAUCUCUCAGAGAAAUAACUAAAGGUAAGUGGUCUCAUUUUCUCAGAAUAACGGGAUGGAACUCGCGAAUUGGUAAGUACCCAUGCUCACAUUUGAAUAUUGCUAUACCGGGGUUCACCCCAAUCCUUCUUUUAGAAACAACCACUAAGUCACCGACGACGACAUCAACGUCGACGAUAUCAACGACGACGACAUCAAUGACGACGACGACAUCAAUGACGACGACGACAACGGCAACGGCCCAGUGUUCGAACCCGCCAAGCUGCAUUACGGUACCACCAAGACAGACGCCACCUCCUUACGAUUUACACAAUGUGCACGACUACACAGAUGCGGACGUUCACUGGUCAUUCAACCUGGUUGACAAGAAGUGUGUCAACGAGAAAAUACUCAAGGGCGCCUUUGACCUGACCAAGGAAAACGGCAACCUAGGUAUCACAAGUGGUGCGAUGAUGAACCCCGGAUUCAGCGGGAACAGUUUCGAUGCCAAGAGGGACCCCCAGCGCUGUCUGAGCACAGGAGCUACAGACACGCUGCCCAAGAACAAAGCGAAAGGAGAAUGCAUCCUUGACCCAAGCAAGUGCGAGUUCGGCCUGACGGUCACCAUGUGGGUGCGGAUGGACAUCGACGAAGUCCCGAAAGAUACGAGGAGAUAUUUCACUGCGACAGACAAAGAUGGCUACGGCAUGUACUACCAGUCAACCAAGCUUAGGGUAGAGUUGAUGAGUGAAGAUAAGAUAUGGAAGUCAUCAUGCGACCUCUCCCUGGGCGCGAUGGAGAAGCGGCCGUGGAUGAACAUUGGCUUCCGGUGGAACAAGUGGGAAGAUGAGGGAUUAGAGGUUCUGUUGCACGGGCAGUCGUGUGUGGACCAGAUUAAAAGCACGUCUUUCCGCGGCCAACACGCCCAUCAAGUAUCAGAGAAGAUCCUCGUAGGCUGUAGAUUGAAUCCUACCACUAGUAAGGAAGAGGACUUCAUGAUUGGAGGAAUCGAUGAGGUGGCCUUCUUUUCGCGCCGGGUGCCUGACUCGCAGUUCAUUGUCGUAUUAGGGGGAUACAACAUGCUGUUGGCUGAAGAAAACCACCUUAUUACCACUCAAACCCAACUCUCCACGACAACGGCCUUUCCGCCUUAUGAUUACGCAAACAAUAUGAUGAAAGUCCAAGGAGCCGUUGCAGGAGAUUUGAACCCAUUCUAUAAAAUGGCAGACGUUUAUUUUCCACUUCGAAACCUUGCUGACCCUGUCAAAGCAACUGGAAAUGUGGUGAUGGUCUAUGGGAGGAUGGGGCCAGGUACUGCACCUGAACUUGAAACUGCCGACAGCUUUAUCAAGCUCGGUAAUUACAAAUCCAAGUGUCCGUCCGGCGUAAAACAAUGUGGCAAUGGUGUUGCGGUGGCUGCUUGGAUCUUCCUUCCGAAAACCUUACCAGACAAGGAGGCCGUGAUCAUGCUGUCAAGUUUGUUUGGGACCAUCGUCAAAGGAUGGGCUGUUGUCUGGAAUGGCACUACUAUUGAAGUAAAAGUGGUGGACACAAAAAAAGUCUACUCAGUCCCAGCAGACCGUAUAAAAAGAGGAUCCUGGUUCAACUUUGCCUUUUCAAAUCUGAUCAGCGCUAAUUCUCGCAUGGACAUCUACGUUGGUGGAAAGAAGAUGCAACACAAAGAAAUGGCAUACAAUCCCGUUAAGCUUGGCGACAACGGAGAAGAUGGCGAUUUCUUAAUUGGUCAGAAGUCGCUGAGCGUUCCGAAGCUGCGGGUAACCGAUGUAGUGGUCUGGCUGCGAUACCUCCACGAGUUUGAACAGCAUAGGUUCCUGGGAAUAACCGCAUAUGAAAAUCGCAUGCUGGCAGAAUCAGAUGCGUACUGGAGUGCCGAUAAAUUCAUGAUUGCUGACCAGACCUCUCUACCGCUGUAUAAGACCAAGGCCUCAACUGUCACAAGGGUGGAAGGACCGAAUGGCCCUAAUAGAGCUUUCAGGAUCAAACCAGAUGACCAGGGUUGGCUGCUGUUAGGUGACGACUGGGGUGACAGCAUCACUGAUGCAAUCGGGAAGCUCCCAAAACGCCUCAAAUGCUUUACGAGCUUGGUCGAGGGUUGCAAAGAUGGCAUCACAGUCAGACUCUGGAUCAAGCUGAAUCGGGUCGACCUCCCCGGGACGAGUUUCAUCCUGAGUACUGGCCAACACGACCAUAUGUCAACAGGCGUGAGCGUGUUCAUCAGAGAGCAGAUGCUCUUUUUAGCAGUGGGGAGAGGCACGCGCGUCAAGAUGGUGGCAAUUACGAAGGAUUUGCUGCCGAUAAAUAAAUGGAUGAGGGUCGUAUUUUCAUGGUCUCCCGAUUAUCCGCUUUGGGCCGCGAUAAACGGUGAAGUUCUGGUGAAAGAUAAUCGAGGCCGCUACCAACGGAGAAAAACGAACUGGUUCCAGAGGCCAAUGAUUGGUCGAGAGAAUUCUGAUGCCAAGGAAUUAUUUGGAUUUGCCGACUUUGAUCUGCAAUACGUGUCCUAUCUCGGCAAGUACAUGCCGAGUGACGCUUUGUCUAGAGAUGUAAAUAAUUUUUACGAGGGUGCCGCAUAUUUCUGGGACAGGAACACGCUGAUCUCGAGUACACUUCGUCUCCUUCAGAAGACCAUGGACCUCAAUGGCAUAGCGCCCGGCCCAUCGAACAAGGAUGUUCUGGACAUGAAGAAGUUCAUCUCCUUGACAGGAUUAAACGCUAGAAUCAUAUUGGGGAGUUUUAAGGAUGAGUGCAUAAGUAACCCUCAACUGUGUGAGGAUGGCCUCACCGUCUCUGCAUGGUUCCGAGCACGCAAGCUCGCCGACUUAUUAGAAAACACAUUGAUUAGUUCGACGCAGACGACACCAAUUAAACCUACGGGUGAAGAGAAGGAAACGGGGUUCAAGGUAGUUAUUACCUCGAAGGCCAACGGGCAGGUGAUCGAAGCAUUCCUGCGGACACCGACUCAUGUUUGGAGAGUCACAACGAAAAAGGUGGUCCCGAUGAAUACUUGGUUUAACCUUGGCUUCACAUGGUCCCUCACCACGGGCCUGAAGGUGAUACUAGAUGCCGAGAAAAUAGCCGAGACAACAUCCGGGACUGCGCAGACCAAUACCUUCGCAACCAAUACUUUUGCUGUUAGGAAUAACGCAGGCAUUGAAGUUCUCCUCGAUGUCUACAACCUUGCUGUGUGGAAUUCUGUGACACCUGAAACCAAGUUGCACACUCUGGUUGGAAUGAAAGCCGACCACUUCUUAAAGACACAAAACAACGACUUCUUCUAUCCCUUUGACAAACCAUGGACAGACCUGAUUCAGCCGCCAUCUCAGUUGAUGAGCAACGCCACCUAUGGGACAGAUCGUUUCGGGAAAAGGGCGGGAAAAACGGAGAAGAACGGCAAUGUAUUUCCUUACGUGUCUCUUGGCAACCACAGUACUGGUUGCGUGGUGGAUCCCUCCCUUUGUAAAACAGCUGUCAUCGUUGGCAUGUACUUGCAUAUGCAAGAAGGAAACCGAGGUACCCUGUUUAGCUCAGGAGCGCAAGCUGAAGGCAACCGUGGAUUCCUAAUCGAACAGGUUGGCGUCAACGGUGACACCCUGAAUGUCACUGUGGCUGAUGGAACAAAGGUUUGGUGGAAGACGUGCUCGGCUAAUACGAGGAAGUGGUUCUACGCUCAAGUGGAGUGGACCCCGAUUAAAGGCAUCACAGUUUUCCAGGAUGGUUGGGAGAUCACCGCCAUUAGCGAAAAAGUUAUAACCGAGGCUCGAAAAAAGAUGGACCACCACAUAGUAACCCUAGGCAGAAACAACGACAAUCUCUAUACUGGUUUAGUUGAUGCCGAAUUUGAUGACAUCACGUUCAAGUAUGUCAAAGGAGCUAGCAGUAAAAUUCCCAAAGUAGACCCAGUAAAAGAGAGCUGCUACGAGAACAUGGAUGUGAUAAAAUACAUUGAUAGGAAUGAUGGGCUCAACGUGACGAAUGGAGAAUGGGUAGCCGAUCGUUUCAAUACAAUCACUGCGCUGAAAUUGACAAAAGGUUCGGUCACAAUAGAUUAUAAAGGAAAGUGCUUGAGUGACCCAACGCCUUGUAAAGAAGGAAUAAGCAUAUCAUUCUGGACAUUGAUGAACAACCUAGCCAUAACGGAAGGAUAUCUAUUCUGUUCUGGUGCACCAACCUCUCGUGGCAUCGCAGUCACAGCCAAACUGGAGGCCGGAACAGCAACACUCAAGUUCAUCGUCCAAACUGAUACAAGUAAAUGGGAAGUGUCGGGAACGACAGCUGUCAAUAAUGCUACCGAUUGGAUCAACAUCGGUCUCACGUGGAAAUCGGUUGAUGGAUUGAAAAUAUUCUUUAACGGCACACUAAAAGCCUCUACCGCAACAAAGACGCCGAGUACAGUCGCCGACACCCACACGACCGUGGUCCUUGGCAAGCCUUCUUUCGCCGAUGCAAACUACGCGAACGCCGUGUUUGAUGACCUGGCCAUCUGGUACAAUGCUUUACCUGCUCUCAACCGAUGGAAAUCACUCGGAGGGUUAUGUGGUGACGUGAUCGAAACCGUUGACCCAAGUGCAUUCACUCCACCACCGACAACAACAACGACACCGGCUCCUACCACCGCGUGGGUGCAACCAACUGACAUUACAUGCAAUAUAUGGAAAUGUAUGGUCUGCGCCUCAUGUGAAAGUCCCGCCCUGCUGUUGAGCUUCGAGAGGAUCAGCUUCGACUAUCCGGGAACGGAUGUCAAAUGCGUCAACGAGGUUUUGAGAAGCUGUAUGAACAGUACCAUACUUCCAUUGAAGAUUACACAGCAUUUAACGAUGGGUAUCAACGCUUCGACAGUAAUGAACAUCAAGAAAAAGGAUAUCGCAAAGGUCGCGCAAUCUUAUUACCCGGUUGCUGACAAUAUGUUGAAUAAGAAAAAUGCACCCGAAUGGAAAGCUAAACCUGGCGAUUAUUACGAUGCUAUGAUAACCACUCAUGAACUGACAAAGCUAUUAGCAAUACAAAAACAAUGCAAGCAAACCUAUCGGAAGGAAAUCAACUUUCUUACUGCUAGUAUCCUUUCGUCCAAUACAUGCAAAGAGACCAUAUCAAUAUUUCCUAAUAUAUCUGACGGAGGCCUUCGGAAGUCAUGGACUGAAGACGAGUUGACGGGACAGGAACUACGAAUAAAAUAUGCUAACAAGUCAGAUAAAUAUGCUGCGAAUCGUCAGAUUGUAUACUCCAUCUUUGUCUCAGUCUCUACAAGUUAUUCAAAGGUCAUUUCCAAAGAAGUAAACUUAACAUCGGCGGUCAUGAUAAACAGCAAUGUAAUGCAAGUGAAUCUAGACCCACCCUUCGAGCAGGGAGAUGAGCUUUGUUUCAAAAUGAAGCAUCGCGUCUCGAAUGAAUACAAAGAUAAGAAGAAGCGUCUAAGAAAAAUGGACACUAUCUGUUCCUAUUGUGAAUAUGACUCAAAUGGUUCCCCCAAGGCCUGGGGAACGCAAGGUGUGAGAAAGAUCAAAUCAGAUGCUCACAGCACGGAGUGUUGCAGUACACAUACCACUAACUUCGCGAUACUUAUGCAGCCCAUACCAGUGUUUGUUCCUAGCGUACAUGAGAAGGUGCUGUCCGUCCUGACAUACAUCGGCUUGACCAUCUCUCUUAUCUCACUACUUAUCUUCUUCUUCUUGAUCGUACUGAAUCCUCAUCUCUUAAAUGAAAGAAAUGUCAUCCACCUCAAUCUAAUUGUGGCCAUGAUCAUCGCACUGUUUAUGUUCCUAAUCUCGGAGUUGGUCACAAAAGAAAAGGCAAUUUGCCAAGCGGUGGCCAUACUUAUCCAUUUCUUUUUCCUGGCGACCUUCUGCUGGCUAUGGGUAGAAGCCCUCUACCUCUUCUACGCUGUCACGUCAGGGAUCACCAAGGGUCGCCUUAAGUGUUAUAUACCAUUUGCCUGGGGUGUUCCUUUGGUGAUAGUGUCAGCAGUCGUUGGCAUGAACGUGGACAACUAUGGGUCCGACUGGAAGUGUUGGCUGAAUGCGGACGGAAACGCUAUAUAUUCAUUUGUUGGUCCAAUAUUGUUGCUGAUAUCGCUUAAUGCUUGUGUGAUGAUGAUUGUCUUGUGUAACCUGUCAACACCUGCAAUAAAGAGAGAAGACACACUUUCAGACAUAAGGAAAGCCGUCAAAAACACCAUACUUUUGAUACCAAUACUUGGUUUAACGUGGGUUCUUGGUCUGCUGUCUGUAUGGGAUCCUACCUGGGGUCUGUUGUAUGUCCACGUCAUUCUCAACACCCUUCAGGGCUUUUUUAUCUUCCUGUUCUACUGCGUGGGCACGAAAGAAUUACGCGACAAAUUGCUCUGUCGCCGUGGUACAUCCGACAUUAGCUCAUUCACAAGUAAAAAUUCUGACUCACUCGAGAAGUUGGUCAGUCGAGACAAGGCUACAGAAGUGUUUUAUUUGAAUCCUCUUCCUGGGACGAGUGCAAACUACGUUCCCGUCAAGCCCCAGCCCAAGAGUCGUCCGGUCACUCCACGACUGGACACGCCAAGGAACACGCAUGAACGACCGCCACUGUCACCUCCACCAGUCUACUUUCCAGAGGAACGUAGGAGGAUAUCAAUGCCUUGGACCGACCGCUUGACACCCGACAUCCUGUACGGGUCUCAGGAAACUAGAUUAAUGGAACCCCCAGCCGCUCCUGAACCAGUUUUCCCCGCAGAAACCCCAGUUAUUCCCGAAGAAGUUGAUUGGUGAUGCCAUGUGCAAGACGUCGCAUGAUUCCGUUAACGUGGAAACGUUUAAUUUAUAAGCAGAGGCGACAGGAUAGAUGCCAUGUCACAUCUUCUUUUCUGCAUUUGACUGUCUGAAAUAGAUUUCUGUACUGCAAUUCAAACGAGUGUAAGGAGUUAUUAUGAAUAAAGGUGGCACCACUUAUUUCGGGCCGAAACGAUGCAAGUGCUGCCAUCUUGACACGUGGCAUUCUCAGUAUACAUAAACAUCUAUCAUACUUUAUUAAUUGUAAGCAAAACUGGAAAGACUAUUUUAAAAUCAGUACGUUUCCGUCGUGGUAAAUGUGUGUGUUCGUGUUAGAAGAAGCAAUUCUGUGAUACGAUAGAUUUUGCUCGCUUUGUUUAAGCAUAUCAUACAUGAAAGUCUCAAAAGAAUUCUUCAGUAAAAACGAAUACAAACGAAUACAAGAUGAUUUUAAGAAAAUUCUUCAAACGACUAAACCGGCAGAGAUUAUCUAGAUGGAUUACAUCUCUUUGUAUAUGCUGUGCUGAACCGAAGCGAGUAUCAUGAAUACUGAGUUUCUUUUGUGGCAAAGUCGAAGAUGUCUGUGAUUUUCGUGCGAAUGUUCGGUUUUUUUCUGUAAAGUUUAUCUGAAUCAAACUCGAAAUCAUAGUGUUUUAAUUUUAUGAUCGUUUUAGUUAUUAAGCCAAAAAGUUAUGAAUUCAAUGUUGGUGUUUUCGUCUGCGAUGGUAAUGUCUUCUGAUUGGUUGAAAUACUUACCGGAAGUUACUCUUAUCAUCAAUGCGGGCCGAAUUUGCUGACAUUUCCAUGUAAGAAUACUGAAGUGACGGGUGUGAGGAAACCAGUUCAGCGUUGUCCGUUGUCGGCGUUCAUGAUACUUCACGCUCUUGGGUAUAAAGGUGUUUGAACACAUGAACUCCAAAUGCUUCUUCAUUAAGGUAUGAUUCAGAUAAAUUAGUAUUGAAUGUAAGUAGCUAUGAGUUAUUUUCGGUCAACAAAACUACUUUUGGGGUUGUAGAUAUAGAUAGACAGAGAUAAAGGGCUCAUUUACAACAUGCGUCUCCCUGUUGAUGGUCAGUAUACCAUGACGUUUACGCCACGUCAUAAUCGACGCAGAGAAAAUAAAGGCAGGAGGAAAUAAACCAUGCUGGUCAAGAUAUAUCAUAUGAUUAUGAUUUGUCAUAUUCGAUUUUUUGUUUGAUUAAGAUUUCGGGGUUUUUUUUGCUGUACAUGUUGAAACAAAUAUUUGGUCGGGCAAGACUCUCACGAGUCUAAAUCUAUUGACUCUGUCUAACUCUGUCCAUCCUCUGAAGAAUGUAUGAGAAAAUGUGCCCUCGUGGUUAAAAUAUCAGGAAAACCACCUAUACUAAACAGAAGAGGAACUAAAAUGUAUGGGCAAAGUAUUCGACUGUUUUCAGUGGCUUUUUAUUUCUCAUUCCCUUUUCCCCGAUUCUCCAGUAAAAAACUGCUAUUUCGCAUUGUCAAUGUAAUGGCUUCUUCUGCAACAAUUGGAGAGGAAGCACGGACUACUAAUAUGCUAACCCUGUCCAUAUUACCGUCGGAUGAUCGUGAAUUAGUAGAAUCGGGAAAAAGGAAUAAGAAAUAAGUAGCCAACUUCAGCAUGAUGUACAUGUAAAUGAUCGUGUACAUGUACAUGAUAGUUCUGUUCAGGUGGUGACUCUUCUGGUAUAAGCAGGGAGCAUUUUCUCACGCACCUUUUAGUUUACAAAAUGUAAGUAGAUGCUAUAAGAAAUUUGUGUCGGUGGCCUAUACGGGCGACGUUAAAAUAAAUCCAGUCUCUCUGGAGAGUCAUUAUUCUCUUGUCCAUGGUCUUUUAGAAGGAUGCUAACAGCUAUUGUAGGCGUAUAUUAACAUCACCACCUUCGAGGUUGCUGAGGCCGUCUUGUAUUUGUCUCAUCGAGCAGCAUGUAGUAUAUUUGUUGCCCGGUCGAGCUAUUGCCCACCGACAAUGCAGUUGACAAUGCCCGAUCCAGCGCCAACUGGCCAGUUUGGAAUCCUUGCCCGAGUGCUCAGUGGACCUUCCUUUCGUGUUGUAUGCAUAUACAUAUCAUGUUGUGUAUUGUUAAUUACUCUGUGUGUAUAAUAUCCCGGCAGUAAACUAAUAAAAAGUGAAAUAUUGUCAUAACGCA
Messenger RNA from Lineus longissimus, 9238 nucleotides. RefSeq lists its product as uncharacterized. Lineage: Eukaryota; Metazoa; Nemertea; Pilidiophora; Heteronemertea; Lineidae. The record is from RefSeq and is a predicted model, not a curated record. Gene Ontology annotation, molecular function: G protein-coupled receptor activity. Bases 555 to 7091 code for a protein of 2178 amino acids. Gene Ontology annotation, cellular component: plasma membrane. Gene Ontology annotation, biological process: cell surface receptor signaling pathway; adenylate cyclase-activating G protein-coupled receptor signaling pathway. The transcript has 43 exons.